AUGGAGGUUCAAGAACAAGAUACUCGGAAGAGGCGACCCGAGUUGUUCUCUCUCGUUUUCGUUUUCAUAUUUUUGUUUGGUCUCGCCGCGUUUUCCCUUUGCCUCGCGUCUGAGUUUCAGAAGGCUAAGGGGAAAGAUCUGAAAUGGGACGGAGAAUCAUGUUAUUUACCCGAAAAUCAUGCUUUCGGGUUAGGAACCGCCGCUCUGGUUUGUGUUUCGGUUGCUCAAAUCAUCGGAAACGUUGUGAUUUGUAGAGGUUUCUUGAAAACAAACAAAACGGGAACGACGCCGUUUUGUGUAUGUCUUCUGUUGUUUUCCUGGAUUAGUUUUGCUGUUGCAGUUACGUUGAUAAGCAUUGGUGCAAGCAUGAACCGAGAGCAGAGAUACGGCAAAGGGUGGCUAAACCGUGAGUGUUACCUUGUGAAGGACGGUGUGUUUGCAGCGUCUGGCGUUUUGUGCGUUACAUCACUGGCCGCGGUUCUUGGAGCGUUUGCGUCCAACGUCAAAUCAUCAUUACAGGUUGAGACUAAAAACAAAAUUCAUACAAACAAUGUGUAG
Messenger RNA from Microthlaspi erraticum, 558 nucleotides. The record is from the annotation of a GenBank genome assembly. NCBI's taxonomy places the organism in Eukaryota, Viridiplantae, Streptophyta, Magnoliopsida, Brassicales, Brassicaceae.